CAAUCAGACUUUCAGUUUUUGACAGCCAUGUCACUGAUUCUAAUGUAAUAAGUUAAGGAUUUUAUUUCAGUUUUAAUUACCUUCAAAAAAUCUGUAGUAUUAAUGAAAUUGCAAGUGCAUUUUAUUCUAUUACAUUUAGUAAUAAUCAUUUUAAUAAUAUAUGUCCGAAGUAAUUAUUGUCAAUAAAAGCGUUCAUAAAUUCGGUAACAAAUCGUUUUGGUGUUAUUGUCCCGAAUGUGGCCACAGGAUAAAAACUCGCACGAAGUACAUACCGACAAGAGGUGCUCAUUUACUAGCAAUACUUCUCUGCUUAUCUAUGUGUCUACCAUUCAUAUGCCUGCCAUAUUUCUUGCCUUCCUGUCAAGAUGUUGAACAUUAUUGCCCAUCCUGCAAUGCAUACAUUGGAACAUUCAAGUCUAAACACAUGAAAUGGAAUUGGAGGGAAAUGAAAUGGGUUUACACGGAAUAAGAAUUUAAAAAAUGGAUUCCAUGUGGUUACUUCUAUACGAAAAAUUUGUGUUGUUGACAUAACUUGAAAUUUAAAGUCGACUGAUAUAUUUUAAAGUACAUUACACAUAUUACAAU
Molecule: messenger RNA, 585 nt
Organism: Hermetia illucens (black soldier fly)
Lineage: Eukaryota; Metazoa; Arthropoda; Insecta; Diptera; Stratiomyidae
Product: lipopolysaccharide-induced tumor necrosis factor-alpha factor homolog
Exons: 3
Coding region: 161-469 (102 amino acids)
Molecular function (GO): zinc ion binding
Source: RefSeq, a predicted model, not a curated record